Molecule: messenger RNA, 1338 nt
Organism: Plasmodium yoelii
Lineage: Eukaryota; Apicomplexa; Aconoidasida; Haemosporida; Plasmodiidae
Product: mRNA-capping enzyme subunit alpha, putative
Exons: 1
Coding region: 1-1338 (445 amino acids)
Biological process (GO): 7-methylguanosine mRNA capping
Molecular function (GO): ATP binding; mRNA guanylyltransferase activity
Source: RefSeq, a predicted model, not a curated record
AUGGUUACAGACAUAUACAACCCAGGUGAAAAAAUAGAAAAUGAAUUUUUAAAAGAAAAAAUACGUGGAAAAAUAAAUGAAAUGUUAAAAUGGAAAAGGAAAGGGUUUCCUGGAAGUAAUCCUGUAUCACUAACUAAACAUAAUAUAAAAAAUUUAUUUAAUAAAGAUUAUUUAAUAUGUGAAAAAACAGAUGGAGUUCGAUAUUUUUUAUUUAUUGUUUCAAAUACAACAUUUUUAAUUGAUAGAAAUUAUGAUAUAUUUAAAAAUGAUAUGCAUAUACCUACUAUAGAUGAUUUAAAAAUCAAACAACAGCUAACUUUAUUAGAUGGAGAAUUAGUAGAAGAUACUAUAUAUAAUGAAAAAAAAAAAAUUGAGGAAAAAAAAAUUGUUUAUUUAAUAUAUGAUGGUUUAUUUAUACAAAGAAAAGAUAUCACAAAUUUAUCAUAUAUAGAAAGAUUAACUAAUGUAUAUAAUUAUGUUAUAACACCUUUGAAAAUGUAUAGAAAUAAAAAAAGAGGAAAAAAAAAUGACCAACUAUCAUAUAGUAAUAAUAAUGAUGACAAAAACGGUAUAAAGGAAAUUGAAAAUGAUAAUUCGAGGAAGCGAAAGCAUGCUGCUGAAAAUGGAAAAAAUGAAAAACUCGCAAUAGCUGGCGAACAAGGCGAACAUACAGAAUUGGCAAAUGACGAAAGCAGCGACUUGGAAAAUGAAAAUGAAAGUGAAAAUGAAAGUGAAAAUGAAAAUGAAAAUGCAGAAAACGAACCGCUAAAUAUUUAUUUAAAAGAUUUUUAUUCAAUAUCUCAAAUAUCCGAACUAUUAAAAAUUAUGAAAAAAUUACCACACACAACAGAUGGUAUUAUAUUCACCCCUUUAAAUUAUCCAUAUGUCACUGGUAAUUUCUAUCAACUAUUAAAAUGGAAACCACUAAAUUUAAAUACAGUUGAUUUUGGUAUCGAAACUAUUUAUAAUAGUGAAAAUAUUCCAAUUAAAUUUGAAUUAUUUAUAGCAAUAAAUGGAAUUAGAGCACCAUAUAAUUGUUAUUUAGCUGAAUAUGGUGAUGUAUAUAAACAAUUAUUACAAAUGGCUAUAAAUAAUAAAAUUUCUCAUUAUAUUAUUGAAUGUUAUUAUGUUUCAAAAAAUAUUUAUUCAAUUUGUAAAAAUGAUGAUUUAACAGAAAAAAAAGUUGAAGGAGGAUGGAUUGCACAAAAAAUUAGAUAUGAUAAAAAUAUUCCCAAUGAUAUUAUGACACUUAAUAAAGUUAUGCAUAGUAUUCUUGACAAUAUAACUAUUGAUACUUUGAUAAAAGAAGUUGCAACAAAUCCAAGACCCUCCACAUAA